Molecule: messenger RNA, 2341 nt
Organism: Solenopsis invicta (red fire ant)
Lineage: Eukaryota; Metazoa; Arthropoda; Insecta; Hymenoptera; Formicidae
Gene: PGS1
Product: CDP-diacylglycerol--glycerol-3-phosphate 3-phosphatidyltransferase, mitochondrial
Exons: 8
Coding region: 121-1662 (513 amino acids)
Biological process (GO): cardiolipin biosynthetic process
Cellular component (GO): mitochondrion
Molecular function (GO): CDP-diacylglycerol-glycerol-3-phosphate 3-phosphatidyltransferase activity
Source: RefSeq, a predicted model, not a curated record
CAGGUGGCGUUCACCGCGGCUCGUAAUAUCCAAUAACAUCUCGCGUGAAAAAUUAAAGUUUCACGCAUGUGGACGAUCGGUUUUUACAUACGUAUUGUUUGUUAAAAGCAACAUUUCUUCAUGCACAACUCGGUUCUGCGAAUUUUUAGACGGUUUCACGAACCAAAGUUGCUAGCCACUGUGGUUGAAGUCAGAAUUUGUUUAGAUUCAUUGUUUAUCAGACGCAAAGUGCAAACAGCAAUGUUGGACGAUGAAAAGUUGAGAGACUUAAAUGUUCCUGCACAAGAGGAAUUUAACCCACUAUCCUGGCUGCGAACUGUGGCUCCUGCUUUUCCAGUGAAUGGUUCAAAGGUCACUAUAAUUCACAAACCACAAGUGUUCUACAAUACUUUGUUGGAAAAGUGUAGGCAUGCCAAGAAAAAAAUCACAUUUUCCUCACUGUAUUUGGGUACUGGUACCUUAGAGACCGAACUAAUCAAUGUGAUAGAGCAAGCAGUAAGUAUGAAUGGCGGUGAUGUGCAAGUACGAAUCCUGUUGGACUAUAUGAGGGCUUCUCGGGGAGAGCAUAACUCCCGGAAGAUGCUGGAGCCAUUGCUCAAGGGGAAAUGUAGAGAUCGUUGCAAGGUCUUCCUCUAUCAUACGCCGAAAUUACGCGGCAUAAUGAAAGCAGCAAUCCCAGAUCGCUUUAAUGAACUCAUCGGUUUACAACACAUGAAGCUAUAUAUGAUCGACAAUGAUUUAAUUAUUAGCGGAGCGAACCUCAGCAAUGAUUAUUUCACAAACCGACAGGAUCGGUACUUCGUUAUAGAAGACUGCGAGGAACUUUGCAACUUUUAUAAUAAGUUGGUUGAGAAAGUUAUGGAAUUUAGCUUCUUAUUACAACCAGAUGGGAACACAAGCUUGAAUCUUACUGUAAACAGUCAUCCUUACAAAGGAUCUGGGAAAGUUUUUACUCAAGAAGCAGCGUCCAAGAUACAAACGUUCUUACAGAAUGAAAUCAAAAAGAAUAUCGAUCUCGACAAAAACGCAGACACAUGGAUAUUUCCAUUAGUGCAAAUGGGCCAGCUGAACAUCUAUCACGAUAGUGAAGUAACAUUGAAGCUCUUGCAAACCGCUCCAGCGGGAGCCACGCUCAAAUUAGCGACCGGUUAUUUCAAUCUGACUUCUGAUUACAUUCAAGCUGUGCUUAAAGAUUGUCGAGCAACGUGUCACUUUUUGACAGCACAUCCCACUGCCAAUGGUUUCUUUAAUGCCAAAGGAAUGGCCGGAGGAAUACCGGCGGCGUACACCAAGAUAGAGGAAUCCUUUUAUAAUUUAUGCGAGAGAACGAAUCAGCAAAACAGAAUAACGUUAUGGGAAUUUGUUAAACCGGGUUGGACGUACCACGCCAAGGGUCUCUGGUACACUUUGCCAGAUCAGCAAAAACCCUCUUUGACCCUCGUAGGCUCACCAAAUUUUGGUUAUAGAUCGGUGAACAGAGACCUCGAGACACAGAUAGCCGUGGUGACAAGAAACGAGAAGUUGCAAAAUGCACUGCACGAAGAGCAGGCACGAUUAUUCUCCUGUGCUAAACCCGUUACGAGAAAGACUUUCUCGCAGCGAGACAGAAUACCACCAGCUUGGGUAUGCGCGAUUGUACUCUUCUUUCGCUAUUACUUUUGAAGUAAUAGUUCAAGUGUCUUUAUGAAAAGGUAAAUCCCAAAUUCUAAACUUAUUUAAUUCUAGCUGUAAUAUAUUGUACAAGUACAGUUCCGCAAGUACAAUUCCGCAGAAUUUAAUAUUUAAUUGAUACACGAUAUAAAUUAUCCUCCGACAUUUUUUAUUUGUAUAUGAUUUUUCAUUACUUAAAAUUUUUUUAUAUAAAGAUGUCAUUUAGAAAUAUCCUAAUAUUUCUAUCCAAGGAAUAAUAAAAUUGUUAUAGUACAAACGGAUGUAAAGAGAGAGGAUCGGAUCUGAUCUUCUAGGAUUCUGGAUUCUAAAAACUCUGCAUUUUUUUGUAAAUUCUACAAAUUCCAAAAAUUAAUCUUCUCGUAAGUAAUAAAUUAGCAUUUUAUUUUGUAAGUUCACCGGCAGAAGUUGUGAAAUCAGUGACGCGAUUGUUUUCUCGUGUGCUAUUCUGUAGGGUAUGUGAUAAAAUUCAAUGUUGCUAUGAUGCCAGCGCUUCUUGUGCGGCAUCGAAUAUGUAAAAAUUGAUUUAAUUCGGACGAAAUAAUAACAAUAUCGAUAGCGGUAGUAAUAAUAGUAGUAGCAAUAACAAUACAAGAUUGAUUGUCUGUUGCCACUCAUGGUUCACGAAUUAAGAAUAAAUUGCAGCAAUAUUCACAAUUGCUGCGACAAUCAA